GGAGGCGGCACAGCUGCUUCCUUCCGAGCUCUACGCCUCACAAGCGCCGGCAAAGUCCCGCUCGCCCGCGGCCUCCCCGACUAGGCCCGGCCUAGGGUGGCGGAGCUGCGCCGCCGCCACUGCGCAAGCGCGUCCGCAGCACAGCCACAGCGGCCGGGGAAGAGGAGAGUUCCCGGCCCGGAGCGGCAUGGCGAGCCUGGUCCCCGCCGCCGCCUCGUCUCCUGCCGGGGCCGCGUCGCGCAGCAAGAAGCGCCCGGCGAGCCCGGGCACCGGCGGCGGCCCCACCAAGAAAAAGAAGGCGACAGUGUCUGGCAGCUCGCAGGUACUGAGUGCAGGUGGAGAGGCUGUGAGUGAAAAUAAACUUCUGAACACAGACUCCAGCACAGGAUCAGUGGAAACUACUGCCAAGCCGUUGCCAUUUAAAGACCCAAACUUCAUUCACUCCGGCAUUGGUGGAGCAGCAGCUGGCAAGAAGAACAGAACAUGGAAGAACCUAAAACAAAUUCUUGCUUCUGAAAGGGCAUUGCCAUGGCAACUAAAUGAUCCUAGCUAUUUUAAUAUUGAUGCUCCCCCUUCUUUUAAACCUGCUAAGAAAUAUUCAGACAUCUCAGGACUUCCAGCAAAUUACACAGAUCCACAGAGCAAGCUAAGAUUUAGUACUAUUGAAGAAUUUGCCUAUAUUCGGAUGCUCCCUUCAGAUGUGGUUACAGGAUACCUGGCUCUAAGGAAAGCAACAAGUAUUGUUUCCUGAACAGACUAAAUAUUCUUGUAAAUCGCUUGUGAGCAGUGCUCAUUUGGAGUAUCAUGAUGGAAACUGACUAUGGGACUGAGAUUCUUUAAAAUUAUCCAUGGAUUUUUACAUCUGGAAGUAGUUGAUGAUACAGGCAUUUGAUGAACAUAUGGAUUUAAUUUUCACAAAUGCUGAUAUUUGUUAGUUUGCCAAUUUGUUAGCAAUUUAGUUUGGUGAACAGAAUAACUUAGACCGUAAGGAUAUGUAUCUGUACUAUAAUUUCUCAUGUACUAUAAUUUAUAUUAAUUUCUGUAAAGACAGGAUUUCAUCUCCACCCUGUAUAUUUUAUGUACUAUCCUGGCUCAGAAGAAACUGUAUUUGAUUGAUGGAAAAGGUAACAAGAUAUCCAAAUGUCUAAACCUGCCUUACCAGAUGUGCUUGCCACUUGGCCAUGAAGUUGUCCCAUCUGUAAAAUGAAGCUAAAAUACCCAGCAAGUGCUGCUGUUGGGAUGACUUUUCAGGGUUCUGUAGCACUGUGGAAAUUUGUGAAGACACAAAUGUUUGUAUUUAAUUAACUGCCAGCAUAAAUAAAGUUGGACUCAAA
Haemorhous mexicanus (house finch) is the source of this 1334-nucleotide messenger RNA. RefSeq names its product INO80 complex subunit C (gene INO80C). The transcript is spliced from 5 exons. The record is from RefSeq and is a predicted model, not a curated record. Bases 188 to 751 code for a protein of 187 amino acids. Gene Ontology annotation, biological process: chromatin remodeling. Gene Ontology annotation, cellular component: Ino80 complex. NCBI's taxonomy places the organism in Eukaryota, Metazoa, Chordata, Aves, Passeriformes, Fringillidae.